AUGGGAGGUCUAGUCAGUUUGGUAACUCUUGACUUAUCCUACAACAACCUCUCUGGUUCGAUCCCAAAGUCUUUAGAAGCACUUCAACACCUCGACUACUUUAAUGUUUCUUUCAAUAGUUUAAUUGGAGAAAUUCCUAAUGGCGGUUCUUUUAGAAAUUUCACUAUGGACUCUUUUAAGGGUAAUGAGGCAUUGUGUGGAAUCUCGAAGGUCCAUGUCCAGAUUUGCUCUUCAGUUUCUAAUCACAAAUCAAAGAGGAAGAAUGUGGAACGAGCUUCAUUUAUUAUUUUUGGGGUUGUGGCUAUUACCUUGCUUGUUUGUUUGGCCUUUAUGGUUGUCAGAUACAAAAGAAAAGAAAAGACAACUAGAGAAGUUGAUGAACUGAUAUCCAUUGUGCCAGAAAGAAUCUCUUAUUAUGAAUUGGUGCAAGCAACAGAACAAUUCAAUGAAAUCAAUUUACUUGGUACUGGGAGUUCUUGCUCUGUUUAUAAAGGAAUUCUUAACAAUGGGAGGGAUAUCGCUGUCAAGGUGUUUAAUAUGCAGCUAAAAGGUAUUUCAAGAAUAUUUGAUGUCGAAUGUGAGAUACUACGUAGCAUUCGACAUAGAAAUCUGACAAGCGUCAUAAGCAGUUGCUCCAAUGAAGAGUUCAAGGCAUUAGUACUUGAAUAUAUGCCAAAGGGAAACCUUGAAAAAUGGUUAUAUUCCCACAACUAUUGCUUGAAUCUGAUGGAAAGAUUGAAUAUAAUGAUUGAUGUUGCAUCUGCUUUGGAGUAUCUACACCAUGGUUAUUCAAUGCCCAUUGUCCACAGCGACUUGAAGCCUAGUAAUGUAUUGUUAGAUGAAGACAUGGUAGCUCAUGUAAGCGAUUUUGGCAUAGCAAAGUUGUUAUGCAAUGGAGAUAGUUUUGUGUUAACUACCACGAUAGCAACAUUGGGUUACAUCGCUCCAGAGUAUGGUUUGGAAGGGCUAGUUUCGACAAAGUGUGAUGUGUAUAGCUACGGAGUGAUGCUAAUUGAAACUUUUACGAGGAAAAAGCCUAGUGAUGAUAUGUUUUGUGAAGAUAUGAGCUUAAAGAGAUGGGUAGAACUCUCUCUUCCCGAGAUCCCAAAUGAAGUGAUAGAUGCUAACUUAGUCAUGAAUUUGGAUGAAGAACAAAUUGACAAGAAUCUGCAGUGUAUAUCAUCCAUAUUUGGAUUGGCUUUGAAAUGCUCUGCGGACUCUCCCGGGGAUAGAAUCAACAUGAAACAAGCACAUGCAGAGUUGUAA
This is a messenger RNA of Salvia miltiorrhiza (redroot sage), 1266 nucleotides long. Its product is annotated as probable LRR receptor-like serine/threonine-protein kinase At3g47570. Gene Ontology annotation, biological process: protein phosphorylation. The coding region runs from base 1 to 1266 and encodes 421 amino acids. The transcript has 2 exons. Gene Ontology annotation, molecular function: ATP binding; protein kinase activity; protein binding. The record is from RefSeq and is a predicted model, not a curated record. Lineage: Eukaryota; Viridiplantae; Streptophyta; Magnoliopsida; Lamiales; Lamiaceae.